AUGCACGAACAGUUGCAUCUGAGUCCUCGAUGGAAGAGUUGGUCACGCAGGAAAGAAGGAUGGGGUAAAACGUCAUCUGAAUGGCUGGAACGAGAAGACACCACGCACUCACCGUCAUCUGUGACACCGGAGAAAAACUGUUCCUCCGAACAUGCGACAGUACAGGAGUCAGAGGAGGCAUGUGUUUAUUUAUCUGGGGUUCGGGAUGGAGAUGUCAAACUUCUGACCCUGGAUAACGUUGCUGGAAUUAAACACUUCAUCAUAACAGUGCUCCCAACUGGUAAAGUUAUGAUCGAGAAAUACGCAUUCGAAUCCGUUAGCUCCAUGAUUGUAUACCAUCUUACUAAAAAGGAGUCUGUAACGAAGUCCCAAGAGGUGAUCCUACGCAAUCCGAUCGUUCGCCAAAGUUGGGAGCUGUCCCACGACGAUGUAGAACUAACGAAGAAACUGGGAGAAGGUGCUUUUGGUGAAGUACACGCUGGGAAAUUAAAGUUAAAAAAUGGAUCUAAGGUUCCAGUUGCUGUGAAACUUGCAAAAUUGGAAGUUCUAACAAAGGAACAAAUCAAAGAAAUCAUGCAUGAAGCGCGUCUUAUGAGAAACUUUGAUCAUCCGAAUGUAGUUAAAUUCUAUGGUGUGGCCGCAGGACAAGAACCUCUUAUGGUGAUUAUGGAGCUGGUGAACUGUGGUGCAUUGGACUCAUACCUUCAAAAAAAUGAACAACCUAUGGAUAAGAAGAAUGAAAUGUGCUUGCAAGCAGCUUGGGGUUUGGAAUACUUACAUGCCAAGAAUGUUCUUCACAGGGAUAUUGCUGCAAGGAACUGUUUGUAUGGGGACAAUAAGGUAAAAAUCUCUGAUUUUGGCCUUACUCGGGAAGGAACUGUGUAUCAAAUGGAUCCCCAUAAAAGAGUUCCUAUUAGAUGGCUUGCUCCCGAAACACUGAAGAUGGCUAUCUACACUCAGAAGACUGAUGUGUUCAGCUACGGCAUUAUGUGCUGGGAGAUAUACAACAACGGUAUAGAACCAUAUCCAGGAAUGAGUGUCGCAGAAGUCCACCAAAGUGUCAAAGAAGGGUAUCGAAUGGAACUGCCGCCGAAUGUCCAUCCUGAUAUUCAAAUGUACAUCAAGGUUUCAUUUCGCUGUAAUAUAGUUCAUUAUUAA
Angiostrongylus costaricensis is the source of this 1158-nucleotide messenger RNA. NCBI's taxonomy places the organism in Eukaryota, Metazoa, Nematoda, Chromadorea, Rhabditida, Metastrongylidae. The record is from the annotation of a GenBank genome assembly.